Emericellopsis cladophorae is the source of this 1830-nucleotide messenger RNA. Its product is annotated as 4-coumarate--CoA ligase-like protein. Gene Ontology annotation, biological process: secondary metabolic process. The transcript is spliced from 2 exons. Gene Ontology annotation, molecular function: CoA-ligase activity. NCBI's taxonomy places the organism in Eukaryota, Fungi, Ascomycota, Sordariomycetes, Hypocreales, Bionectriaceae. The record is from RefSeq and is a predicted model, not a curated record. The coding region runs from base 1 to 1830 and encodes 609 amino acids.
AUGUCAGAGGCGACGCCGGCUUCAAAGCUGGCACAUGCUGGGUCGUCGACCAACGCUUGCUUCACACCAGCCAGCGUCUUCGACUGGCUCUUUAGCAGCCCCUUUGCGACAGAGAGCAGCUUCACUCCGGCGCAGAACCGCAUACCCAACGUCGAGGACGAGCGCCCUGUCUUCAUCGACGAAGCAACUGUUGGCCUGCAGAACCUCCAUCAACUCGAUCCAGACAAUGUCCACGCCCUACCUCCCACACCAAGACGCGCUGCUCCCCAGGUCGCGCCCAUUGUCCUGGUGCAGUUGCCCAAUUGCUUGCCCUUUGCCACCAUCGUCCUGGGCGCGCUCGCCGCAGGCCUCACCACCACGCUGGUCUCCCCAUCGCUGACGGACAAGGAGCUGGCAUGGGUCCUGCAAAGCUCUCGACCGCACAUCAUUGUCACCGCUACAGGCUGCGUGCCGGCCAUGCAGCAUGCACUUGACCAGCAGCAAGACCAGUCCUUCGCGCGCAGUGUGCCCGUGUACACCGUCAAUGUGGGCCAGGACCCUUAUCCCGCGCUGCCACCGCAACCCUCGCCGCAGGACUGGACGAGGUUACUGGCCAAGUCCCAGGCGGCCAUCAAGCAGCCGCGCCAGUUUGACGCGGCCGCACGGGCUGCCAUCAUCCUCUGGUCGUCUGGCACGUCCGGUCGCUCCAAGGGCGUCAUGCUGUCGCACCACGCACUCACCUUCUCCACCGCGUCGAUCUGGCACGACGCCGACUUUUACCGGGCACAGCGUGAGCGAUGGCUCGGCUUCGUGCCUUUUUUCCACGUCUAUGGUCUGUUGAACCUGUUCUUGGUCGCCAUCCCGACCGGCUCGACCGUGUACACCAUGGCUUCCUUCAACCCAGACCAGAUGCUAGCCGCCAUCCCCAAGCGCCAAAUCACCUACCUGCACAUGGCACCCCCGAUCGCCGUCUUUCUGGCCAAAUCACCCAUGGUCGAGCCAUACGCAAAGCGCGAUGCGGAGGGCAGGAACAAAUUCUCGAGUCUCGUGGCCGGCGUGACGGGCGGUGCCCCGCUGGGCCAUGAUGUCGUCGCCCAAGUCCACGCGCGCCUUGGCUUCCGCAUCCGUCUGGGCUACGGACUGACGGAAGCCGGCGGCGUCACCGUACAGCCUGGUCUUUCACAUGUAGACAAGGGCGACGACACGGGCCGACCGCACUGGGGCGUGGAGCUGAAGAUUGCUCGUCCCGAGGAGAGCGAGCAGGUCAUGCCGAUGGACGAGCCUGGCGAGAUCUUGAUCAGGUCCCCGGGAUUGAUGAUGGGGUAUCUACCUCUGAACGCGUUCGCGGGAGGACACAAGUUUGACACGUCCGCAACGACAGCGGCCAUCACGCAUGACGGGUGGUUCCGCACAGGCGACAUUGGUUCGCUGGACGCCACUGGCACGCUCAGGAUCAGUGACAGGAUCAAAGAACUCAUCAAAGUGCGAGCGUUUCAGGUUCCGCCCGCUGAGCUCGAGGCGAUCCUCUGCAGCAGCGACGAGGUGGCUGAUGCCGGCGUGGUCGCGACCUACGAUGCUAGCGAAGCGACAGAGUGGCCGCGUGCCUUUGUCGUCGCAGCGAGCCAAGGCAUUGUCAGUGAAGAUGGCUUGACAGCUCUCGCGCACCGGUUGCGGCUGCUCGUGGAGCGGCAGACGUCCAAAUACAAGUGGCUCAGGGGCGGGCUGGUGUUUGUCGACAAGAUACCGAAAUCACCCAGUGGCAAGAUUCUGAGGCGUGUGAUGAAGGACGGCGGGAUCAAGGGGGUGGAAGUAUCACUCUAUGAGAAGAAGACACGCUCGUCAAAACUGUAA